AAAAUAAAGAAAGGGAUACGCUCUCUCCGUCGCUUCACUGCCAAAAAUGGCGCUCAAAACCCUCCCCGCUUUCUCUCCCAUCUCCUCCCCAAAUUAUCACCACUCAUCCUCACCCUCUUCAGCUCCUCUAUUCUCUCCGUUUAUCUUUCUCUUCAAAACCAGACCCCCUUCCUCCAAACCCUUCAAGCCUCUCCUCCUUUCUUCUCAAUCCCCCAUCUUCCUUCCUAUCCUCGACCAAGACCCAAAAUCUCUCAGCAAUCGACAAGAACCAGUAGAAUAUAAGGAAGAAGAAGAAGUCGACCCCAUUCGAGUUUUCUUCAAAUCCCGCUCCCAAACCCUGAACCCGAAACAAGAAGGGCGGGUCACCCUCCAGCGAAACCGCCGAACCUCUUGGCGUAUUGCGCAAACUGAAGCAGACCCACUUGGAAAAAACCCAUCUUUUGAUGACCCAGAAGCUGAAUUGGUAGAUUCCAGUGAAGAAGUUGAAGUUGGUAGUUUUGGUAUUGUAGAAGAAAUCUUAAAGGUUUCACGAAACCUUCCUGAGAAUUCAACGUUGGGAGAUUUUUUGGGUUCUUAUGUUGGAAAGAUUGGCAAGGAUGAGUGUGUUGAAUUGUUGAUUAAAUUGGGGGAAGAGGGCUUGGUUAACAGUUGUUUGUAUUUUUUUGAAUGGAUGAGGAUGCAAGAGCCUUCAUUGGUGACUCCAAGGGCAUGCUCGGUCAUUUUUCCGGUGUUGGGGAUGGCGGGGAUGGGAGAGAAGGUGAUGGUGUUGUUUGCGAAUUUGCCACAGGCGAAGGGGUUCAGAGAUGUGAGGGUUUAUAAUUCCGCGAUCUCAGGGCUUGGUGCCUGCGGGAGAUAUAAUGAUGCUUGGAAAGUCUACGAGGCCCUGGAAACUAAUAACAUCAUACCAGAUCAUGUAACUUGUUCUAUUUUGAUAACCAUCAUGAGAAAGAGUGGUAAGCAUGCCAAAGACGCAUGGCAAUUCUUUGAACGUAUGAACAGAAAAGGCGUGAAAUGGAGUUUAGAAGUCUUUGGCACACUUAUAAAGUCCUUUUGUGACGAGGGACUAAAGAAGGAAGCCCUGAUUAUUCAAUCGGAAAUGGAGAAGAAAGGAAUUUCGUCAAAUGCCAUUAUAUAUAACACUUUGAUGAAUGCUUACAGUAAAUCCAACCAGAUUGAAGAAGCAGAAGGCCUCUUUGAUGAAAUGAAGGAAAAAGGAGUAAAACCAACCAUGGCAACAUAUAACAUUUUGAUGGAUGCAUACAGUAGAAGAAUGCAACCUGAGAUUAUCGAAGAUCUAUUAUUAGAAAUGCAAGGAGUAGGCUUGAAACCGAAUGUCAAAUCAUACACUUGCCUCAUAAGUGCUUAUGCUAGGCAAAGGAAAAUGAGUGACAUGGCUGCAGACUCAUUCUUGAGAAUGAAGAAGGCUGGAAUAAAACCGACAUCUCAUUCUUAUACUGCUCUUAUUCAUGCUUACUCACUUGGUGGAUGGCACGAAAAGGCAUUUGCUACAUUUGAGAGUAUGAAAAGGGAAGGUAUAAAACCCUCAAUUGAGACCUACACAACUCUACUUGAUGCAUUUAGGCGAGCUGGUGAGACUCAUACUUUGAUGGAGAUAUGGAAGUCAAUGGUCAAUGAUAAAGUUGAAGGGACCCGAGUUACUUUUAAUAUAGUCCUGGAUGGAUUAGCAAAACAUGGUCUUUAUGUUCAAGCAAGAGAUGUGAUGUCGGAAUUUGGGAGGUUCGGGUUUCAGCCAACUGUGAUGACUUAUAAUAUGUUGAUGAAUGCAUACGCAAGGGGAGGGCAACAUUAUAAAUUACCUCAGCUGUUGAAAGAGAUGGCUGCUCUUAAUUUGAAGCCUGAUUCAGUUACAUACUCCACAAUGAUAUAUGCAUAUGUCCGGGUUCGUGAUUUUACGAGGGCCUUUUAUUAUCACAAGCAAAUGGUGAAGAGUGGACAGGUGCCUGAUGCGAAGUCGUACCAAAAGUUGCGAAGUAUUUUGAAUGAGAAAGCUGAGAUGAAGAAUAGAAGGGAUAGGAGUGCUAUACUUGGAAUAGUUAAUAGUAAAAUGGGUAUAAAACCAAAGAGUGGGAAGAAAGAUGAGUUCUGGAAGAGCAAGAAAAGGCAAUCGAGGUUGCAAAACAGGUAGACAGAGAUGGUAUGGAUCUCAAAGAGCUCAUUUACAGAAAGGAAAAUGCAACUGACAUAUUUUUUGAGUUAAAGAGGUUAAAAAUGUCUCUGCUCAAGGGUCAGGCAAAACUCAGGGAUUAAAAGAUUUAAGAUUAUAAGUUGAUGAACUGAAGGGGAGUCCCUCGCAUUGACUGGAUAUACUGAGGCUGUCAUAAAGAUUCCAUCUUAAGAAAGAUACAACCUAAUGGUUUUGCAUGAUAUCUCCGAAUCAUCCCAUACUAAUCAUGGAACAAGCAGACAAGCAGUGAUCAGUUAUGCUUUCCAGAGUACCAAGUUUACAAGUCGUACAGUCAAUGCACAAGCUCAGGAAAAUUGAAUGGUGUAAACAUUUGGUCAGAAAAUGAAGAAUAUGCAUCAACCAUCAUCACCUAGAGAAAAUAGGCCUGGAACAACAAGAAUAUGCUAAGCUUGGUGGUUUUUGGAGUUCCUGACUGACUUAUGAGAAUGGAGUCGGUGUCUUAUUUCACUCACUUCCUGUGUAUUGUUUUUUUUUUUGGUGUGGCAGUUGCUAUGCCCUUCCACCAAAGACUGCUUAAAUAUGCUUAUGAUGAUAAACAUUUAUACCUGCCUUCUAUGCUAUAUGUACUCCGAAAAUGAAAUUGGCUUGUAUCAUGUGUCACUCGUAGUUUUAUACUCAAAAGCUGGUUCA
Molecule: messenger RNA, 2836 nt
Organism: Asparagus officinalis (garden asparagus)
Lineage: Eukaryota; Viridiplantae; Streptophyta; Magnoliopsida; Asparagales; Asparagaceae
Product: pentatricopeptide repeat-containing protein At5g50280, chloroplastic
Exons: 4
Coding region: 47-2146 (699 amino acids)
Molecular function (GO): protein binding
Source: RefSeq, a predicted model, not a curated record